AUGUCUGUCGCUCCUGGAUCCAAGGGUAAAGUUCUGCUGGCCUACUCUGGCGGCCUUGACACAUCGUGCAUCCUUGUCUGGCUGAUCGAGCAGGGCUACGAGGUCCUCGCCUACAUGGCCAACGUCGGCCAGGAGGAGGACUUUGAGGCUGCGCGCGAGAAGGCCUUAAAGGUGGGAGCCACCAAGGUGUUCAUUGAGGAUCUGCGCCGCGAGCUGGUCGAGGAGCUGGUGAUCCCGACGAUCCAGGCCAACGCCGUCUACGAGACAGUGUACCUGCUGGGCACCUCGGUGGCGCGCCCGGUCAUCGCGCGCUCGCAGGUGGCGAUUGCGCAGCAGGAGGGCUGCACGCACGUGUCGCACGGCUGCACAGGCAAGGGCAACGACCAGGUGCGCUUCGAGCUGGCGUACUAUGCUCUGGACCCGAACCUCAAGGUGGUCGCCCCGUGGCGCAUCCCCGAGUUCUACGAGCGCUUCCCGGGACGCAAUGCGCUGCUGGCGUACGCGGCCGAGAAGAACAUCCCUGUGUCGCAGACGCCCAGCAAGCCGUGGUCGACCGACGAGAACCUCUUCCACAUUUCGUACGAGGCCGGUAUUCUCGAGGACCCGAACACCACGCCGCCGCGCGACAUGUGGAAGCUCACGGUUGACCCCGAGGACGCCCCCAAUACGCCCGAGCGCAUCACCAUCACCUUCAAGGCCGGCAAGCCCGUGCGCGUCACCAACGAGGCCGACGGCACCGACGUCACCGACCCGCUCGACCUCUUCCUGUACCUCAACACGGUCGCGCGCCGCAACGGCGUCGGCCGCAUCGACAUUGUCGAGAACCGCUUCAUCGGCAUCAAGUCGCGCGGCUGCUACGAGACCCCGGCGGCACUGUGCUGCGCGCUGCUCACAUUGACCUCGAGGGUGCGCGCCUACCGCGACGAGCACAUCACGCCGGUAUUUGGCAAGAUGAUGUACAACGGCCUGUACUUCUCGCCCGAGGGCGAUCUGCUGACCAAGAUGGUCCCGCUGACCCAGGUCGACGUCAACGGCUCGGUGCGCGUCAAGCUGUACAAGGGCAGCCUGACCAUGGAGGGCCGCUGGAGCGAGACCGAGAAGCUCUACGACAUGGAGGAGUCGUCGAUGGACGUCCAGGGCGGCUUCGAGCCUACUGACUCGGACGGCUUCAUCAAGAUCCAGAGCAUCCGUCUGAAGAAGUGGGGUGCCAAGGUCAAGGAGCAGAGCAAGAACUAG
Messenger RNA from Linderina pennispora, 1236 nucleotides. RefSeq names its product argininosuccinate synthase. Gene Ontology annotation, molecular function: ATP binding; argininosuccinate synthase activity. Gene Ontology annotation, biological process: L-arginine biosynthetic process; urea cycle. The coding region runs from base 1 to 1236 and encodes 411 amino acids. The transcript is spliced from 2 exons. Lineage: Eukaryota; Fungi; Kickxellomycota; Kickxellomycetes; Kickxellales; Kickxellaceae. The record is from RefSeq and is a predicted model, not a curated record. Gene Ontology annotation, cellular component: cytoplasm.